Amoebophrya sp. A25 is the source of this 3337-nucleotide messenger RNA. Lineage: Eukaryota; Dinophyceae; Syndiniales; Amoebophryaceae. The record is from the annotation of a GenBank genome assembly.
AUGCGCGCUUCUAGCCUAGAACGAAUCUGCAACCGUAUACCUAUACUGAUCUUAAACUUAUGAAUGGAGAGUCAUAACCUUGAUAUCAUAUCAUCUGGUGAAGAAGCUUCUCGCUCGCCUCAUGAGAUGACGCUCAUCAGACUUUCUCGUGGCUUUUCUUUUGUGCUAAUGUUUCCUUUUAGAUUUACUCGCCCUUGAUCCAAAUCCUGUCGCUUUCUCUCUCUACGUCUCUUUCUUUAUUGUUCGAGUGACAUGAUCUUGCUUCACUUAUGUACACCCUGUCUCUCGUAUCCGUACUAUCUCUCCGUCCACACACCUCCAUCCACAGCGGCGAGCACUAGUAUUCCGAUCUCGCGACAGAGAAUCCUUCGCGGCGUGCUCAAGCAAGCACUUGCCGUCCAGACCGAGCUACAGAGAAAGUAUCUACAUAAACAGAGUGGGGCUUUGUGGCGAAUUGCGGUGUCUGAAAAAAAGGACAUCCUGUAUCCGUUUGCGUGGAACAAUUUUGCGGAGUUCGAUGUUUCUCAUUUUAUGGUACUCCGCAUUAAGUUUAAGAUUGCUACUCUACUACUAUAGGUAUAGUUCAUCUAUUAUGCCAUAGAGCAACCCUUCGCGAUUCUAGCUUUAUCCUAGUAUGUGCUAUAAUAUUUUUUAUUAUAUAUUGUGGCUGUGGAACUCAAGUCUACAUCUAGUAUUCACGUUCUUUUCCUCUCUCUUUCUUCUUUCUUGUUCAUCUUAAUUCUCUGUAAGUUCUAGUUCUUACCACUUCGUAUUCGUAUCCACCAUUGUUUUUAUCUCAAACCUUUUUGCUUCUCUUCUAUUUUUAAAACGCAUAAGAACUACACAAACACAAGAGUAUUGCAAUCGAGAUGCUAUCGCACUCAAGGACUUCCUUCUCUCACAGGAUCUGAACACCCUCCUCAUCUGCCAGGAUAUGCGCGAAUUUGGUGGACGUGCACGUGCCAAGUUGGACAUGGCGACUUCAUCUACUUUUUCUAUUUCUUGUAUGACGAAGGGCAAGGGAAAAGGGAAGGGUCAUAACGCUGGUGGAGGUUUACUUGGGUCUCAAGCGUACGCCACUCCGAGAUACCACGAGGAAGAGAAGUUGAUGGGAUCGGUGAUGCAAGACAACAACGAAAACGCACUACUGGGCCUGGGACAGAUCGCGAGCUCGAUUUCCUCCAACGUGAACACGAAGACGCUCUUCCCAUCGGAUCAGGGAAAUCAGAACAACAAUACUACUUCCACUUCCGCAGCUGGUGCUGCUGCAGCUUCUUCAACUGUUGGCUCUUCUCUUGCUGCAGCCACAGCGAAAGCGUCCUCAUCGAGUACAGACAAGAACAACAACAAGAACCAACUGAAUGCUCAAGGCACCAGCGAAACUACAUCUAUCACUACGACAUCUACCAACAACAAGAACAAGAAGGGCAAGGCUGUAAACAAGAAGAGCAACAAAGAAGCAGAAGAAAAAGAAGAAGAUCAAGAUAACGAUGACGUCGCCGACGAAGAAACUGCAAGAGAACGUGCUGAAUUUCAGAGGCUCAUGGAGUUGGAAGAUUUUCAGAAUCAGAAGCCGAGCAAAACCCGCAAGACCGGUGGUGGCGUCAGCGUUGCGAGUGUUGCAGCUUCGAUCAACUCCAACCCGAAAGCCGCACCCAAGAACAGCGUCUCCGCCGAGGUCAACUCCACUACCACAACCAGCGCCAAUUUGGGGAUGGAAAAUACGAAGGUCGAAAGCGUUCCCGCUGCUGCUGGCUCGAGUACUUGUACUAAGACCGGCUUUGGCUCUUCGAAUAUGCAUUCUACAUCUGGUGGUGGUAUCUUAACGACAGGAGCCCGCGCGGAUUCGGAUUUCGAUUAUGGUAUUAAGAAAGAGAAACAGCUUGUUUUCUUCUUUUUCGAAAGUGAUUCGGUAGUAGAAGUAGUAGUAGCAUCAGUUCGGGAUCGUAGUCAUUUGUUCUAUGAUGAAAAAGAAAGCAAGUCCGUAUGAGUAGUCCUACACGCAAAUGCAUUUUAUUGAAAGUCUUUUUCUAUGCCAUUCUUCACCAAAAACCUCACUCAUCAGGUUUCGCGGAAAUGAGGCCUGAGCCAUAUCAUGAGCAUUUUCUUAACAUGUUCGAUGGAUUUGCGGUUGUCCGCGACGAUUGCUGGAUCAUCAGAGUCCCCACAUGGUACUGUUCUGCCGGCAUCGACUUGUUCACUGAUAAGGGCGUAAUGGAGGGCUUGCUGUGUGACUCCGUAGCACCGGGCGGGAACAAUUUGAAGAACAUUACUUGGGAGAAUUGGGAGUAUCCUCAGCUCAACAAGGAAGAUGGAGCUUCGAUACUCCAAAAGGUUAACCACGCUGCUGCAUUUGUGCAAGUCGUAGCACGAAUGGAACUAUGCAGCCAAUUUGUGCAAAAGUACAAAGAGUUGAACGCUUUCGAUCAGCGCAUGUACAUGGAGGGCGAGUUUAUGGCUGACUUCAAAGCUUUGCUGAAUCAAGUACGAUCGGGCGACGACCUGGUAUAUUUUCAUUUCUUUCAGAACAGUUCCAAUUUCAUUGAGUGAUGCUUUUCGUGAUGUGGUCCUGUCGUAGUAGAAGAAACGCACUCUAUUACAGCUGACGCUCUUUCUCCUGGCGACUCCUCAACAACUAGCAUUGUGCACACGAUGCAGUAAGUUUCAAUUCUUUCCUUCUGCUCUCAUGAUUAUUAUAACUAACAAAACGAAAAAGGUUGCGCCGACAACGUCGUUGAAACGCUUCCAAGACAUGUUUCGCGUGUGGAAGACGUCGGGAACGCCUGUACUUGAAAAGUUUCAAGAUGUUCCACGACCGCUUGACACCGUCUUUUUCGUUUUGAGCUUUGUGGACCUAGGCCUGGGGGCGAAAGAGAUGGCCAAUGCUGUAGGUGUGGCUUUCUACAAGCAGGCCUUCGAAUUGUUGAAGGAAACGAAAGUCGACUGGAUGCUUCUUCCGAUGAAAUAUUACCAGCUGCUUACGUGCUACGCCAUCAAGUCUACCACGAAUGACGACAACACGAACGCUACAGAGUUUGUGCUCAUUAUUAUCUUUAGGCUUUCGCAAUAUCAAUGGAGCAGGAAGAGGAAUAGCAGCAGAAGCACAAGGCUGUCGACUUUUGGUUUCUUGCUUAAGCUUAUGCUUUUGAUAUAUAUUGACAUAUAGAAAGUAGUAGUAGAUAGCUCGACCUCUACUCAAAUCGUCAGUCCAACCACGAUAGGAAUCACUUUGCAAACUCGUCGUGUGCUUACUUUUUAGUAGCACUUUUCUCCUGCAACUCCAGGUGAACAAUGUGCCUGCGCACUUGCUGGCGGAUUUGAAUAUCUUGGCGAGUAA